Messenger RNA from Scatophagus argus, 1202 nucleotides. Its product is annotated as olfactory receptor-like protein DTMT. The transcript has a single exon. Bases 75 to 1202 code for a protein of 375 amino acids. Gene Ontology annotation, molecular function: olfactory receptor activity; G protein-coupled receptor activity. The record is from RefSeq and is a predicted model, not a curated record. Gene Ontology annotation, biological process: G protein-coupled receptor signaling pathway. Gene Ontology annotation, cellular component: membrane. Lineage: Eukaryota; Metazoa; Chordata; Actinopteri; Scatophagidae.
AAUUCAUGAGCACGUGCUACAGCCACCUGACUUCUUACUGUCUCCCAGUUACAGAGGAAAAGUAUAAAUGACUGAUGCCUCACAGUGCAGUUCAUUUGAAUUACACACUUGAAUGUGAGAUGAGUUUGAUUUCAUUAACUUUUAUCCAACAAUUAAAAUAUGUUCUCUUUCAUUAUACAUUCUGCUAUUUUCUCUUUUUGAAUGUAAGGAAACAGAUAUUUGUCAUGGGCCUAGAGGAGAAAGCUGCUGCCAUGUUUAACGCCACAUUUGUUCGUCCAGCAAAAUUCUACAUGAGUGGGUUUACCAACGUCCCUAAUGCUAAGUAUUACUAUGUGUUCCUAUGCUUUGUUUAUAUCGUGACUGUUCUUGGGAAUGGCCUCCUUCUCACAGUUAUUUACCUGGUCAAGACUCUUCAUACUCCUAAAUACAUGAUUGUGUUUAACCUGGCUCUCACAGAUUUGUGUGGGAGCACUGCUCUUAUCCCAAAACUGUUAGACGCAUUUUUGUUCAACAGGAGAUACAUUGGCUACGAGGCUUGCUUAAGUUACAUGUUCUUUGUUUUUUUCUUUGGAGGUAUUCAGUCAUGGACACUUGUUACAAUGUCAUAUGACAGAUUUAUAGCAAUUUGCUUCCCUUUAAAAUAUCACAGUAUUGUGACAAAACCAGCAAUUGCAGCAAUGCUGCUGUUCACAUGGUUUUUUUUGAUGAGUCUAGUAGCAUAUAUUGUUUCCCUUAUUGAUCGCCUCUCCUUCUGUGGCUCUUUGGUGAUAUACAGCUUUUUCUGUGAUCAUGCCCCUGUAUAUCGCCUGGCCUGUAAUGACACGUCUUUAAACAACAUAAUGGCAUAUGUUGUUUUUAUUGCAGUCCUCUGUGUUCCUCUUAUAUUGAUAGCACUGACAUAUGCCUGCAUUUCCAUAGCACUGAGCAGGAUCGCAUCAGGAAAGAAACGACUCAAAGCACUGAAAACUUGUACUUCUCAUCUGAUUCUUGUGGCUAUUUUCUUUCUACCAAUUAUAGGAACCAAUAUAGCAGCAGUGUCCUCCUACAUCCACCCCAAUGCCAGGAUCAUAAAUUCCUCUUUGACACAAACCUUACCAGCUUUACUCAAUCCUAUUAUAUAUUCUUUAAAGACAGACGAAGUGCUUAACUCUAUCAGGAAGCUUCUCAGAAGACACAGAAUUAGCGACCCAACCACAAAAUAA